Oncorhynchus gorbuscha (pink salmon) is the source of this 4302-nucleotide messenger RNA. RefSeq names its product sushi, nidogen and EGF-like domain-containing protein 1. The transcript is spliced from 30 exons. Gene Ontology annotation, molecular function: calcium ion binding; protein binding. The coding region runs from base 158 to 4174 and encodes 1338 amino acids. The record is from RefSeq and is a predicted model, not a curated record. NCBI's taxonomy places the organism in Eukaryota, Metazoa, Chordata, Actinopteri, Salmoniformes, Salmonidae. Gene Ontology annotation, biological process: cell-matrix adhesion.
AGAGAGAGAGAGAGAGAGAGAGAGGGAGAGAGGGGAGAGAGAGAGAAGUUUAAGAAGGAAAUUGAGACACAGAAGAUUUAACGUGCUACUGGUGUUGUAGCAUAAGAGAUACAGUACUGUCCCCCCUCUUCUCCUGUUCUGACGAGAGGCUGAGGUCAUGGUGAUGGUGCCUGGAGCUGCCAUGGUACCUGGAUUCUUACUACCCUGCCUCUGCACCCUGCUCUGCCUGGAUCUGCUGCUCCUCCCUGGGACGGUGGAGCCGUCGGUGCCCCUGGAGGACUUCUACCCCUUUGGCCAGGACUGGGGGGAUUUCCAGACGAUCUCUCAGGAUGAUGGAGGCUCAGGUCUGGUGGAGAUCUCUGUGGCGUUCCCCUUCUUCGGUGACAGGCACUCGGGACUCUACGUAAACAACAAUGGCCUGGUCUCGUUCCUCAGAGAGGUGUCUCAGUUCACCCCAGUGGCCUUUCCCAUCGCCGGAGACCGGAGGGUUGUGGCCGCGUUCUGGGCUGACGUGGACAACAGGCGGGCGGGGCAGGUCUUCUAUCGGGAGAGUAAAGACCCGUCUGUCCUCCUGAGGGCCACGGCAGACGUCAAACGAUACUUCUCUGGGUUCCCAGAGUUCACUGCGACGUGGAUCCUCAUCUCGACGUGGCACAAAGUCACCUUCUUUGGAGGGAGUGACAUCACACCGGUGAAUACGUUCCAGGUCAUACUGAUCACCAACGGAGAGGUAUCCUUCACCAUCUUCCAGUAUCAUGACAUCACCUGGACCACAGGCAUGCACGCCAGCAGUGGAGGAGACCUGGCAGGGCUAGGAGGCAUCGCUGCACAGGCAGGUUUUAACGCUGGCGACGGGAAACGCUACUUCAACAUCCCGGGGUCUCGUACUGAUGACAUGGUGGAUGUGGAGGGAACCACCAACGUAGGUCGCCCCGGGAGAUGGGUGUUCCGGAUCGACAAUGCCCAGGUGGAGGUGGGUGGCUGCAACCACUCAGCGUCUGUGUGUCCACACCUUCGACCCUGUCUGAAUGGAGGUCUCUGUAUUGAUGACUGCAUCACCGGCAACCCUUCUUUCUCCUGCUCCUGUCUGGCUGGGUUCACCGGAAGGUGGUGCCAGAUAGAUGUAGAUGAAUGUUCGUCCUACCCCUGUCAGAACGGAGGUACCUGCUCAGACCAGGUUAACGGGUUCACCUGCCAGUGUACACCUGGGUUUACAGGGACAGUCUGCCAAACAGACAUUGACGAGUGUAAAGACAGACCCUGCCUCAACGGAGCGCUGUGUGUGCCAGGUGUCGACAGCUUCACCUGUGUGUGUGAGAGUGGCUACUCUGGGACUCUGUGUGAGACAGACAUGGACGAGUGUUAUUCCCAGCCCUGCCUGAAUGGAGGACAGUGUAAAGACCAGGUGAAUAGUUACAACUGCACCUGUCCUGUUGCCUUCACCGGGACACACUGUGAAACAGAGUUGGUGGUGGUGAAUUCAUCAUUGGCUCCUCAAACUGACAAUCAAACAGUGUCUUGUAAAGGGGAGGGCUGUGAGAAGCGUCCGACCUGUGAAUACCUCGGCCCUGGGAACCACAACUGUACCUGCAUCCAGGGUUUCUAUGGUGACCACUGUGAAGGAGAGUGUCUGUGCCAGAAUGGAGGGGUCUGUGUGGACGGGACCUGCGUCUGCACCUCCGGCUUCACCGGAAUCUACUGUCAGUUUGAGGUAACCCAGACCCCAUGCAGUAACAGCAGGCCGUGCCCUGACGGAGGACCCUGUCUGGAGUACGGAGGAACCUACCUGUGUACCUGUCAGACAGGUGUGGCAGACCUAGAUCACAAGGACUUCUAUCCGCCCUAUGUACAGCCUCGAUCGGUCUGUGAUUCAUCCCCGUGUCUGAACGGAGGUCAGUGCUACGAGAGAGAUGGAGGCUACACCUGCGAGUGCAAGCAAGGAUACAGGGGGAAGCACUGUGAGAAAGUCAGACUCAAUACCUGUGCCUCUGGCCCGUGUCGAAACGGAGGCUCCUGUAAAGAGGAGGCAGGGAGCUUCCUCUGUGUCUGUCCAUACAGGUUCACUGGCAAACACUGUGAAGUGGGGAGGCCAGACCCGUGCUCCUCCAGCCCCUGUCUGAACGGAGGAACAUGUUUCCACUACAUCGGGAAGUACAAGUGUGAAUGUUCCGGAGCCUUCAGCGGGAGACACUGUGACAUCAGCAGGGAAUCAGCACACUCCACAGCAGACCUGGACUGUGGUCCCCCCCUGCAGGUGAAGCAUGCAGACCUCCAGUUCUCCUCUACGUCGCCAGGCUCCAUGGCGCUGUACGUGUGCCACCCAGGAUACACCCCCAUGCCCAGGGCCACCCAGAGCAUCUGUGGGGGGCAGGGGGCCUGGAGCCAACCUCCUGUCUGCCAGGGUCUGUAUGCAGUAACACACCACAUGGCACAGCAGGACAGAUGUGAGUCCAGCCCCUGUUUGAACGGCGGUGUGUGUCGGGGCUCCAGGAACAACUACCUGUGUGUGUGUAAAGAAGGGUUCUUGGGGGACCGCUGCCAGUCAUUGGAGAAUCCCUGUGUACUGCAGCCGUGUGGGAACAGAGGCCUCUGCCAUAGUGACAGGAAAGGGAACUACAGCUGUACUUGCAAAGUGGGUCACACAGGCAAGGACUGUGAGAGAGACCUGUUGCCUCCCUCUGGUCUGCAUGUACUACGGGUGGAGGAGGAUGAGGUGGAGCUGCGCUGGGACCUGCCGGACCCCUCGUCUCAGAGCCUGGUCAGUGGCUUCGCUGUGACCUACGCCCCUCUGGGUCUCCCGGGCCGUGGCAGUGGAACCAGGAAGACUGACUUCCUGGACAAGAAGCAGUCCACCUAUCAGCUGCAGGGCCUGGUGCCCGGCCUGCUAUACAACAUCUCUACGUUCUCAGUGAAACGAAACACCAACAGCAACGACAUCAGCCAGCCAGCCAUCGCUCUCAUACGCACCAGGCCACGGCAGGUGGACCAGCUGCAGGUAGUCAACGUAUCGUCCUCCCAGGUGUGGCUGAGGUGGCUGGUUCAGGCUGCUCGUCAUGCUACCGUCAGCCAGGUGCGCCUUUCCCUGGUCUCCUGGGACGGUAGUGGAGUUGCCACCGCUCUGCUCAACACCAGCACAAUGGAAUAUGCCUUCAGCUCUCUGCUCCCUGGUCAGAUGUACACGGUGGACGUUCUAACUCAAAGUGGUAUCAGACCAGACGAGUCGCCCUCCACCAGUCACUCUGCUGGACCGCUGCAAGUCUGGACCAGACCCCUCCCCCCUCAGAACCUGUCUCUGACCCAUGUGACUUCCAACUCCGCCCUGGUGACGUGGGAUGCCCAUCCCAGGAACCUGCCAGACGGCUUCGUGAUCAAUGUGACGCGAGGCCUGAGCACCCGGAGCCGCUUCCUACCCAAUGGGAAGCUGCGAACAUAUACCCUAAGAGAGCUUUCCCCAGGACAACACUACCACCUCGUCCUCAUGGCUGUUCGGAACACGGGACAGGAACAGAUUCACAGUGUACCACAGCACCUGGUCUUCACCACAUUACCGAUGGACGAGCGACGAGGAGGGAGGACGAGGGAGAGACCGUCUGUCGGGGGGACCCCUGUGAGUCAUACACUAGCCCCGUCUGAACCUCAGGACCUGGGGGUGACUGGAGAGAGAGAGCACUCUGAAGAGAUGCCCAGAUACACAGAACUGAUUGAUGGAAGGGGGAGGAUAACAGCUAAGUUCACGAGCCUGCCCAGAAAGGUCAUCAGACACCGCACUAAGCCUGAGCUUCCUAUUCAGUUCCAGGAGAUGGAGGAGACAACUAAUCAAAUCGGCCUUGCACUAGAGAGGAAGGAGGAAGAGGAGGGGCCUGAGUCGUCCCGGGACUGCCAGAGCCUGCCCUGCCUGAACGGGGGUACGUGUGAGAAGGGGAGUGACUCAUACAUCUGCAAUUGCGCAGCUGGGUUCAAGGGCAGGCAGUGUGAGCUGUUCUGCCAACGAGUGCCCCAUCCGUGUACCCGCCUCUACUCUGAAACCAAGAGCAUGCCCGUCUGGGUGGGUGAAGUCUGCCAUUACCUGUACAAACGGACGUUUAAAGUGCAGCAGGAUGUUUGUUAUCGAGAGAUCUGUGAACCACCGCUGCCCAAGAAAAGUCCCAACAGAAGAACCAACAGCCAAUCAUAAUGGUUGGUUUUCUAUGAUACAAAUUGUAUUUGUCACAUACAACAGGUGUAGAUAGACCUCACAGUAAAAUGCUGACUGACCAGCCCUUAACCAACAGGUGUAGACCUCACAGUGAUAUGCUGACUGAC